CUCUAGGCAUUGGAGGAAAGUCACGAUGAUGGCAUGGCGUGCCUGGUCGAAGAUGCCGCAUAAGGGCCAUUCUGAGGCAAAGGUCAGUCAAGGACUUCUCUCGAGGUACUCCUCAACCAAAGACCAUCCUCAAUAAAUUCUCUUCCGCAAGCCGUCUAAAGAAUCAACAGUCUCGUGACAACGUGGUGCACUACCUAGUUUCAUCCGUCACCAACUCAAUACAACAACAGAUCGUCAAGCACCAUGGCCCCCAUCGGAGUAGCGAUUGUUGGCGGUGACAUCUUUGCCAAGGAGCAGCAUCUGCCUGCCGUGGAAGCAAGCGACCAGCUCACACUUAAGGCCAUCUACUCGCGGUCCCGUAAGUCCGCCGAGGACACGGCGAAGCUCGUCACUAAGUCCACUUCACCCGACCUGUACUCGGACGACUCGGGCGAUGGCAAGUCGUUCAAGGAUCUCCUGGCCCGCGACGACAUCCAGGCCCUCAUCCUAGCCCUGCCCAUCGUCAACCAAUCCGAGUACAUUGAGCAAGCACUCGCUGCCGGGAAGCACGUCCUGGCCGAGAAGCCUAUCGCCGCCGAUGUCUCUCGAGCCCAGAAGCUGAUCGAGUACUACAACAAGGUCUCCGCCGAACAGGGCGUCACCUUUGCGGUUGCUGAGAACUACCGUUUCCAGCCCCGCUAUACAACUGCGCGGGAUGAAGUGCAGAAGUUGGGCAAAAUCAUCGGCUUCAAUGUGAGGGUUUUCUUUUUCGUGCAGUUGGGCGGCAAGUACAUUGAGACGGCGUGGCGCAAGAAGCCAGACUACCAGGGUGGGUUUCUUCUCGAUGGUGGCGUCCACUUCGCCGCUGCCCUCCGGCUGCUACUCGGCAAGGAGGCGGCGCCGGACUCGGUUGCGGCAUUCUCCGACCUGACACAGAAGCAUCUGCCCCCCAUUGACACCAUCAAUGCGGUCGUCAGGACCAGGUCGGGUGCUACAGGCUCCUUCGCCGUCAGCGUCGGCUCGCCCCUGAGCGCCUUCGACUUCCAUGUGGCGGGCGAGAAGGGCAGUGUCACCUUGUCGAGCCAUGACUUGACUGUCAAGCCCUUUGACGGCGAGGCACGGACAGCCCAGUUCGAGCAGACGAGUGGUGUCAAGGAGGAAGUCAAAGCAUGGGCAGAAGGUUUGGUGGCAGGAAAGCCGAACCCCUUGCAGUCUCCCGAGGAGGCCUUGGCCGACCUGGAGUUCCUUGAGAAGAUCUUCAAGAGUGGUGAACAGGACGGUGCGACUCAAAAGCUGCAACUACAACUGUAAUGAGACAUUGAUAAACAAGAGAUAAGCUCCAGGCUGCCCUGUGGGGUGGAGGAUAGAGUUCAAUUUCAGAGCUUGUUUUCCCUGGCUUCCGCCACCAGAAUUCGCUCCAGCCCUCUCCGCAUUUCGUCGGCCAUGCCGGAUGUGGUUGGGCGACCGGUAGAUGUCUCUACAAAGACGUGGACGAACUCCCCGACCGCCUUCACCUGGUCAAUCCCCUUCUCGAAGAGGGCAAUCUCGUAUGUCGCACUCGACCUUCCCAGCUUGUUCACUCGUAGGGCCAGCUCGACAACCGCGGGGAAGGAGACGGAAGCAAAGUAGUCGCUGUGCGAGUGUACCACCACGCCGUGUUGCUCAGACCCCGCGGGCGAAAGGUUGCAGUGCUCAAUCAGGUAGGUGUUGACAACCGAAUCGUAUCUGCGGGAGACUUUAGUUAUGACGCGGCGUCGGCGGAGUAGCUGGAUGGAGGAGAGUCGUACAGAAAGUUAUAAACGCUAUUGUUCAUGUGCUGGUACAUAUCAUUGUCGGCCCUAGGGAACCUUGUUAUUGACUGUCCAAACGACAAAACCGACAUGAGAAAUGCGCAUGGGAACGGCGAAGACUGAAAUGCAAUGAUGGGAAGAUGACGGGCACGCAACAGAACGCACCCCCCACCCUGACCAACAGCGGCGAGUAAAGGGCGUGAGACGCCUUCAUGGACGGAAGGGAGGUUAGGCGGGGAGAUGGAAGGAGGUCGUCCGGUUGCAGCAGCGGCCAGUCCCCCCCCUUUCGAACCUUUGGCGCAAGGAGUCGAACUCGGCCAUCCAUUUUGAGGUCGGCAGAGGGGAAAGAUGAGUAAUGUCGAGAUGAUGGGGAGGGGGGAAAACCAACCAUCGCGUCCGAUAGUUCAGGAUGUAGCGAUAGUCCUCCCUCCGACGCUUCUUUAACUCCGCAUAGCUUGCCAUGACGACGUCCUGAUGGGAUGAGAUAACGAAAGCGAAGGGCCGAAAUCCCCGGGAAUCCCUGGACCUGUUGUAGUCGACGACGCACUAAUUCAGGACACCUGACAGUAGGAACCGUGCUGGUUUCCAACAGCGAGGAGUGCGUCGCAGUGGCCGGCACUUCGUUUUAGAUUUUGGCUCAACGCGUUCCUUUAAACCUUUGAAGCGAGGCCUUUAUCGAAUGAAGUUCUCAUACGUAGUCUUUUUGACACUAAGCUUGCGGAGGAAUUGGUCGGAGGACUGAACUGGAAAGGGAGUGUUUCUGUGUAGAUCUCAUAUGCCCAAACCGAGGCAAAGUGAAAGCGAAAGUGCAUGUCGCUGCCGACGCCGAAAGGGUUAAUUGUGUCGGCAGACUUGAUUGGACU
Molecule: messenger RNA, 2632 nt
Organism: Colletotrichum destructivum
Lineage: Eukaryota; Fungi; Ascomycota; Sordariomycetes; Glomerellales; Glomerellaceae
Product: Putative gfo/Idh/MocA-like oxidoreductase, NAD(P)-binding domain superfamily
Exons: 2
Coding region: 244-1290 (348 amino acids)
Biological process (GO): NADPH regeneration
Cellular component (GO): cytoplasm
Molecular function (GO): nucleotide binding; oxidoreductase activity
Source: RefSeq, a predicted model, not a curated record